CCUUCGCGGAUCCAUACAGGUCUUUCCGCGUUGUACUCGGUCGUUGGUGUAUAUAGCGGUGCGAAGCUUGGCGGAGUAGACCCUCGUCUUGGUUUCAUUCUAUCCCGAAACGGAAUCAAGUCGCGUUUAAGGCCCGAAUUAAGAACACGAUCGACGGCGUGAUGCUCGCUCGUAACGCGUAAGAACACGGUUACGAACGGGCGAAACGAAUGUUCUUGGUCGAUACACCGUCGUACGGAAUACCGUCCGCGCGAGAACCCGACGACAGGCACUGGUCGCCGUACGAACGACGCUUCGAUCCACGUCGACCGAUCUGACUGAUUUUUGGGAUCCGGUCACCGAAAACUUCCAUCAUUCCGUCAAUAACCGUGUGCCGACCCGCAGGGUGGCGAUCGUCCGAUAAGGGUUCUAUCUGUGCUAGGCUGGUAGGCCAGUCUGCUAGUGGGUGCUCGAAUAACUGCGGCAACUGGAAGUUGGCCCUGAACGCAGAGCCCCCGUGGCUUUGCUAGCACCCCCACAGCGAUCUUCUCUUAAUCUGCUUCUCUACGACUCACCCAAUUCGCAUUGACAGCUGCCUCUUUGCUGCCUAGCAUCUACAGAGUACCGAUUAAUUCCUCGAAAUCAAUCAAUAUGAAAGAUACAAAUUUAAACGAACGUAUUCACGUGUUGGACAACGAGUCCAACGUUAUGACCGUCAUUAAAGACAUUGCAAUGAGCGGUUUACAAGAAGAAGCUUUUUACGUGCUGGAUAUAGGAGAUAUCGUACGAAAGCACCAAAUUUGGAAAGAAAAAUUGCCACGAGUUGAGCCCUAUUACGCUGUGAAAUGUAACGACAAUUUAAUCGUAAUCGAAGUAUUAGCAGCUCUUGGUAUCGGUUUUGAUUGCGCAUCCAAGGGCGAAAUAAAUAAAGUCUUAAGUGUUGGAGUGGAUUCUUCGAGAAUUAUUUUUGCUAAUCCGGCCAAGCCAGCUUCACAUAUUCGUCACGCUGCUGCAAUGAGAGUGGAGACUAUGACAGUAGACAAUGAGAGCGAACUGCACAAAAUCAAGAAACUCUUUCCAACGGCCAAAAUCGUUUUGCGAAUUCGUUGCGACGCGGAGAUAGCCCAAUGCCCGCUUGGCAUGAAGUUUGGUUGCGACCCAAUAACCGAGGCUCCCAAUCUUUUGCGUCUUGCGCGUGCCCUAGGUCUCAACGUGGUAGGCAUCAGUUUCCAUGUUGGGUCGGGAUGUCAGGAUCCACCGGUGUAUCAUCGCGCUAUCCGUCAUUCUAAGAUAUUAUUUGAUGUGGCUAUCGAUCUCGGUUUUAAACCCUACCUAUUGGAUAUAGGCGGUGGUUAUCCGGGUAACAAGGGCACAAGCAUCGACAAAAUGGCAGAUACCAUCAACCAAGCGCUCGACGAAUAUUUCAAUACCGAUGCUGUUCACGUGAUCGCCGAGCCGGGCCGCUUCUACGUCGCAUCCGCAUUCACGCUGGCAACAAGUAUCCACAGUAAACGUUCCGUACGUGGAGACGACAGUUCUUCUGGCGCUAUUACGCACAAUAUGUAUUACAUCAAUGACGGUGUUUACGGAUCGUUCAAUUGUCUAUUGUACGAUCAUCAACACGUAACUCCUCUUCCUCUCAAGGAUGGUUGUGGAAAGUUGAUUCCAUCGAGCAUCUGGGGUCCGACGUGCGACGGAUUGGACAAGGUUGUUGAGAAUAUCUUGCUGUACGACAUGGAGCUUGGCGAUUGGAUCCUUUUCGAAAACAUGGGUGCUUACACAUUGCCCGUUGCUUCACCAUUUAACGGAUUUCCAGUACCUAAAGUGCACGUCGUUGCCGAUGAAAGCAUUUGGCUUUUACUGAAAGAUGUUCUGCCAUUAACUGAAGAUCAUUUUGUCAUCGGCAAUACUCCAGCUAAUCUGCGACUUGGCUUAGAUAUUGGAGGAAAUGAUAUUGACCCAUGGAUGGACGCUGAUCAACAGAUGAACUUAACACCGCCUGAAAUAUUAGCAGACGCUCCUAAUACAUCACCUUUUAUCUUCGAUUACGUUGAGGUGGAUCCGCUGAAUUAACCUUGUCUAACUUCAAGUAAUUUGAGAUAUAUUUGCAUUUUUCGAAGCUGACGCAUCUUUGUAACUUUUACUAUGUCAUUUUUAUCUUUUCCUUCUCAAUUCGAUAAUUAAAUGAUAAAUAUGUAAACGUUCGAGUAGCACAACUUUGUACAAGGUGUCUGGUUGCUUAAGCAUCGCAACGCUCACUAUACACCGAUCGAAUUCAUCCAUCUAAGUAGAAAAAUUCUCUAUUUUUUUCUUUUUUUGCAAAUUACCAUGAUAAGGAUGCAAAGAUUAAAGAAAAUUGAGGAAUGCGUACGUGUGGGUAGGACUCUACAGACUGAUUAAGAAUCCGAGAUAUAUUUCUUCAGACUACAUAUCGCAUAUGUAUUGAUAAAUUAAUUUUUUUCAGUCGAUAUCUCAAUAAUUAUCAUAGUCAUUUGCAAAAUCACAAAGGAUAUUUUUUACUCAGUUCGUUGAACUCUACAUGCGUAGGAACGUUGCAACACUCAAGUCUAAACACCCUGUAUAAUAUCUUUAACAAAGGUUUCUUUUUUAUUUGUCUCGAAAAUAUUAUCUGGACGAGAAGCGUGUCUAUAGAUUCGCUGAUUUUUAAUCUUGACGUACAUUUUUUUUAUGUAGUCUAUUUCGUAUGGAUAAGCGUACUUCAACUUUUUUUCGCUUGUUUUUGUGAAAAUCAAUUUUAUUUGAGUAAUUAUCGUAGAAAUCGCAAAUUAAGUAGAUUACGAAGAGUGGCCCCUCUGACAUUACUAAUGAAAAAAUUACUUCUUGCUAUUAUUAAUAUUCGUGAUUGUCGAUGUUUCUCCCGUUGUAUGUAACAUCAUGAUACACAGAAAUAUAUCACGGUAGAUAUUUAAUCAUAUUUUUCCGUGCAUACGUUGUCUGUGUAUAAUAGGACAUAUUAUAGCUUCUCUACAUUAUAGAUAUAGAAAUUGAUAUUUCAGAGAGAGAGAGAGAGAGAGAGAGAGAGAGGGAGGGAGGGAGGGAGAGAGAGGAACUAUAUUUGCGAACAUUUCUUGGGAGAUUUUUCACGAUUUACGCAUUUAACGUAGAACAAGAGUUACAAUUUGUUUAGCAUAAAUUAUACACAUAGUGCAUACAAAUGUAAUUUAAAUGAAUAUUUUUAUUACUUUCUCUCUCUCUCUCUCUCUCUCGCUCUUGGUAUCUUACAAAAGAACAUAUUGGCCAUGUACAUGAAUAGUAAGGAUUUGUAAACAAGGUUUUAUUUAGUAUAUUUUGGACAUAUGAAGUAAGGGAGAAUAAUUUCUUAAAAGUUUUGGGCAUUACUCGAGGCAAGUUAUAAUCUUCUUCUAAUUAACGUUUUAAGGUGUAAAGAAGGAAACAAAAGACUUCGUUAAGACGUUAAGAUGACAUGUACAACCUAUGUACUGCAUAUUGUAAGGAACAAAUGUAUUUCCUGAAAUUGUUUUGCUAUAAGCAAACAUACAAACUCUGUAGAAUUGCUAGGGACUUUACGGCAUUGAGGCAGCUGUCACAAGAUUCAAAAGCAAUUGAUCAUUUAUUAUUAUUCCUCUGUAUUUUAUGUUUAUUAUAUUAUUAUUCUUAUUACCAUAUAUUAUAUAUUAUUACAUUCUAUAUUAUUGCAUUAUAUUUUAUUAUAUAUUAUUACUUUAUAUAUUAUUGAUAUCGUUUAAUUAUGAUUAAUCGAUUAAUAAAUGUAAUGAAAUAUGUAAGAUCACAACAAA
This is a messenger RNA of Harpegnathos saltator (Jerdon's jumping ant), 3758 nucleotides long. RefSeq names its product ornithine decarboxylase 1. The record is from RefSeq and is a predicted model, not a curated record. Gene Ontology annotation, cellular component: cytoplasm. Gene Ontology annotation, molecular function: ornithine decarboxylase activity. Bases 631 to 2052 code for a protein of 473 amino acids. The transcript has 9 exons. NCBI's taxonomy places the organism in Eukaryota, Metazoa, Arthropoda, Insecta, Hymenoptera, Formicidae.